UCUUUGUUCGCUCCGGUCUAGGAACCCCGCGAACUCGAUCCGCCAACGUUCUCUUAAGGUUUAUCGAUAACCAGAGACUCCGACAUCACAAUGGCCUCCAACACUGCUUCCGGCGCUGUUGAUCAGCUUGCCAACGAGCUAAGCAACACUUCCCUCAACGCCAGCGGCGAUGCCAAGGCCCCUGUCAUCGACACCGCUGUCGCUGCUGGCGCCUCUGAGGAUGCCGGCGCUCCUACCCCCAGCUCCGCCGCCCCUCACCCCCAGAACUCGGCCUCCCUCUACGUCGGCGAGCUCGAUCCCUCCGUUACCGAGGCCAUGCUUUUCGAGCUAUUCUCCCAGAUCGGUGCCGUUGCCUCUAUCCGUGUGUGCCGUGACGCCGUCACCCGCCGCUCUCUCGGUUACGCCUACGUCAACUACAACGCCACCCCCGACGGUGAGAAGGCUCUCGAGGAGCUCAACUACACUCUCAUCAAGGGUCGCCCCUGCCGCAUCAUGUGGUCGCAACGUGACCCCGCUCUGCGCAAGACUGGCCAGGGUAACGUUUUCAUCAAGAACUUGGAUGUCGCCAUUGACAACAAGGCACUGCACGACACCUUUGCCGCCUUUGGCAACAUUUUGAGCUGCAAGGUCGCUCAGGACGAGACCGGUGCCUCCAAGGGCUACGGCUUUGUUCACUACGAGACUGACGAGGCUGCUCUUCAGGCCAUCAAGCAUGUCAAUGGCAUGCUUCUGAACGAGAAGAAGGUCUACGUCGGUCACCAUAUCCCCAAGAAGGACCGCCAGAGCAAGUUCGAGGAGAUGAAGGCCAACUUCACCAAUGUCUACGUCAAGAACAUCCAGAGCGAGGUCUCCGACGACGACUUCCGUGAGUUGUUCGAGGCUUUCGGUGAGGUCACCUCAUCGUCCCUGGCUCGUGACCAGGAGGGCAAGAGCCGUGGUUUCGGCUUUGUCAACUUCACCACCCACGAGGCCGCCUCCAAGGCCGUCGAUGACCUUAACAACAAGGACUUCCGUGGUCAGGACCUUUAUGUUGGCCGUGCCCAGAAGAAGCACGAGCGUGAGGAGGAGCUCCGCAAGUCUUAUGAGGCUGCUCGCCUGGAGAAGGCCAACAAGUACCAGGGUGUCAACCUGUACAUUAAGAACCUGGAUGAUGAUGUUGAUGAUGAGAAGCUCCGCCUGAUGUUCUCCGAGUUCGGUCCCAUUACCUCUGCCAAGGUGAUGCGAGACACCCCCACCGAGGGUGACGAGGAGUCCAAGGAGGACGCCGAGGAGAAGGACAAGGAGAACAAGCCUGAGGAGGAGGUCCCCGAGGCUGAGGCCGGCGAGGAGAGCGCCGAGAAGAAGGUUGAGAGGAAGGGCGACAAGAAGCUCGGUAAGAGCAAGGGCUUCGGCUUCGUCUGCUUUAGCAACCCCGACGAUGCCACCAAGGCCGUUGCCGAGAUGAACCAGCGCAUGGUCAACAACAAGCCCCUCUACGUCGCCCUGGCCCAGCGCAAGGACGUUCGCAAGAGCCAACUCGAGGCCAGCAUCCAGGCCCGCAACCAGCUGCGCAUGCAGCAGGCCGCCGCCGCUGCCGGUAUGCCCCAGCAGUACAUGCAACCCCCCGUUUUCUACGCCCCUGGCCAACAGCCCAACUUCAUGCCCCAGGCUGGCCGUGGCAUGCCCUUCCCCCAGCCUGGCAUGGGAAUGCCCGGUGUCCAGGGCGGCCGUCCCGGCCAGUUCCCCGGCUAUCCUCAGCAGGGUGGUCGCGGCGGUGUCCCCCAGCAGAUGCCUCCCAACAUGUACGGCAUGCCCGGCCAGUUCCCUCCCCAGUACGGCCAGCCCGGUACUCCUCAGUUCAUGGCUGCUAUGCAGCAGGCCCAACAAGCUGCCCUUGCUGGUGGCCGUGGUGCUCCUCAGGGCGGCCGUGGCGGUCCUCAGGGCGUCAUGCCCGGUGGCCCCCCUAACAUGCCCGGUGUCCAAGGCGGCAUGCCCGGUUUCCCCCCUAACAACCGACAGCAGGGUGCUGGACGCGGUGGCCCCAACGUUGCCCGUAACGGCGGCGCUCCUCAGGCCGGUCGUGUUGAGGGUGCUCCCUCCAGUGUGCUCCAGACCCAGCUUGCUGCCGCCCCUCCUGCCCAGCAGAAGCAGAUCCUGGGUGAAAUGAUCUUCCCCAAGAUCCAGGCCAUCAACGCUGAGCUUGCCGGCAAGAUCACGGGUAUGCUUUUGGAGAUGGACAACACCGAGCUCGUCAACCUCAUCGAGGAUGACUCUGCUCUCAAGGCCAAGGUCGACGAGGCUCUUGCCGUCUACGACGAGUACGUCAAGGCCCAAGGCGACGGCCCCGAGGGCGCUGAGCCCAAGAAGGAGGAGGAGACCAAGGCUUAAGUCUGGUCUUGAUCUCUCCUGGUCUCAAUAUUUCCUUUGUCACGGUUACAUGACUGAUCGACCCCCUCACCCUGGAGCGACAUACGCCUCGAAGGCGUUAUGGAUCAGUCAGGCAAACAUCAUUUACUACUUGAUACCAACGAUCGAGGAGGUACAUUAUGUACAGAUAGACUUGGUUGCUAUUUCUUCUCAGGAGGGAGAAACAAAAGUUUAGGGGGUUUUACGGUGGUUGGCUUUUUGACGCGCUCCGUUGAGAUCGACGGCUGCGGCGGCUUAUGAUUAAGAGAACCCACCAGGAAGGCGUUGAAGGUUUUCUGAUACUCUGCCUGUUGGCCUAUACCCCCAACGAUGGUCUUCGUGUUGCAGGCAUGAUCAAC
Ilyonectria robusta is the source of this 2744-nucleotide messenger RNA. RefSeq lists its product as uncharacterized. The record is from RefSeq and is a predicted model, not a curated record. Bases 91 to 2367 code for a protein of 758 amino acids. The transcript is spliced from 3 exons. Lineage: Eukaryota; Fungi; Ascomycota; Sordariomycetes; Hypocreales; Nectriaceae. Gene Ontology annotation, molecular function: poly(U) RNA binding; mRNA 3'-UTR binding; poly(A) binding. Gene Ontology annotation, cellular component: ribonucleoprotein complex; cytosol; nucleus.